This is a messenger RNA of Ogataea philodendri, 1974 nucleotides long. RefSeq lists its product as uncharacterized. Bases 1 to 1974 code for a protein of 657 amino acids. The transcript has 3 exons. The record is from RefSeq and is a predicted model, not a curated record. NCBI's taxonomy places the organism in Eukaryota, Fungi, Ascomycota, Pichiomycetes, Pichiales, Pichiaceae.
AUGGAGUUGACAGCACAAUCGACGAUGUCGGCACCGGCAAGUGCACAGGCAACUUUGGCAGCAGCAGGCUUCAAAGUACCGGCCAUGUCCUUGAUACCCAACAAGUGGGUGCCCAUCUCCAUGAUCUUAUCAACGGUCUCCAGCGUCAACACCAACCUUCAACUGCUCCAAGUCGUUCAGAGCAUCGAAAACUCUGAAGAUGUCAACACCAGCUUCCUUGGCCUGCUUAACGAAAUGGUCAAUAGCAUUGUCAGGCAGAGAAGAGUAAGCCACUCCGUUGGCUCCUCUCAGCAGCAUCUGGAAAGGAAUGUUUGGAACGGCUUUUCUAAGCUUUCUCAGUCUAUCCCAUGGGUCCUCGUGCAAGAAACGCAUGGCAACGUCGAAAGUGGCACCUCCCCAACACUCCAAGGCAAAUGCGUACCUCAAGGCAUGAGCGGUGGUUGGGGCGAUGUUCAAAAGGUCUAUGGUUCUGACUCUAGUGGCAAGCAGAGACUGGUGGGCGUCUCUCCAAGUAGUGUCCAUGAUCAUACAACCGUCAAAGGCUCUGAUCUGGUCGGCAAAUCUCUGUGGACCGUAGUCCAGCAAGUAUUGUCUGAAAGAUUCUGGAGGAGUCGACUUGACGUCGAUCUCCCAGCCGUUCACGUCGUGGACGACUGGGAUAUCGGCCUCUCUGUUCAGCUUUGGCAGGCCAAUUUGACCCUUGAUCGAGGAUCCAUUGACACAGAGGUCGGCAAGGUACGACAACAGCUUUUGAGCUCUGUUCUUGGAUUGAACCAUCUCGAACAACGAUGGGGUGUCGUCGAUAAAAGUGGUCCAACAGUCACCAGAAACGAACGUUGGGUGGGUCAACAGAGCAAGCAAGAACGGAAUGUUGGUCUUGACACCUCUAAUUCUGAACUCGACCAAAGAUCUAAUCAUCUUUCUUCUGGCAAUCUCGUAGUUCGAACCAGAAGUGGAACACUUGACCAACAUGGAGUCGUAGUGGGGAGAGAUAAUGGCACCGGCAAAACCGUUACCACCGUCCAAUCUCACACCGUUACCACCAGAAGAUCUGUAAACCUCGAUCUUACCAGUGUCUGGCUGGAAGUUCUUGGCUGGGUCUUCGGUAGUGAUUCUGCACUGGAUUGCAAAACCUCUGGUGGUGAUCUUGUCCUGCAACAGACCAAGUUGUUGCAAAGAAGCACCAGCAGCAAUCUGGAUCUGAGCAGCAACAAUGUCAACACCAGUGACUUCCUCAGUGAUUGUGUGUUCGACCUGGAUUCUUGGGUUGAUCUCAAUGAAAUAGUGUCUGUUCUUUGCAUCAACCAGAAACUCAGCAGUACCUGCGUUUCUAUAGUUGGCAGUCUUUGCCAGCUUAACAGCAUCGGUCAAAAUGGCGUCUCUGACCUCAAUUGGCAGGGUCUUUGCAGGAGCAAUCUCAACCACCUUUUGGUGUCUUCUUUGAACAGAACAGUCUCUUUCGAACAAAUGGAUAACGUUUCCGUAGUUAUCGGCCAGAAGUUGCACCUCAAUGUGCUUUGGUUUGUCCAAGAACCGUUCGAUAAAGCAGGUACCGUUACCAAAGGCGGUCUUUGCCUCAGAGGUUGCUCUGCUGAAAGCGUCCGCAAUGUCCUCACCUUCACGAACGACUCUCAUACCACGACCUCCACCACCAAAGGCGGCCUUGAUGAUGACCGGGUAGCCGUAUUUGUCCACAAAGUCCUGAGCCUGGUCAACAGAGUCGAUUGGGCCAUCUGUUCCGGGAACAACAGGAACAUUGCACUUGCCAGCCAGGUUUCUGGCACUGACCUUGUCUCCGACAGAGUCGAUGACUGUGUGGGGUGGACCCACCCAAAUCAUGCCCGCUUCCUCGACCUUGCGGGCAAAGUCCGAAUUUUCAGAAAGGAAACCGUAGCCGGGGUGGAUCAUGGAGACACCAUGUUCCAAAGCGAUGUUGAUGAUCUCGUCGCUCUGCAAAUAGGCCUGCACUGGUGA